Eimeria acervulina is the source of this 1014-nucleotide messenger RNA. RefSeq names its product cholinephosphate cytidylyltransferase, putative. Gene Ontology annotation, molecular function: choline-phosphate cytidylyltransferase activity; phosphatidylcholine binding. NCBI's taxonomy places the organism in Eukaryota, Apicomplexa, Conoidasida, Eucoccidiorida, Eimeriidae. The record is from RefSeq and is a predicted model, not a curated record. The transcript is spliced from 8 exons. Gene Ontology annotation, biological process: CDP-choline pathway. The coding region runs from base 1 to 1014 and encodes 337 amino acids.
AUGAAGAAGCGCAAGGCUAGCGAGGACCUCUCCCCGCAGCCUGACUCCCAGGGCACUGCCCCUGUGGAGCUGGCAGAAGGCGAGGAUCCCGAGAGGCCUGUCCGUAUAUAUACCGACGGAGUCUAUGAUCUCCUGCAUCUUGGCCACAUGCGGCAGCUCGAGCAGGCCAAGAAGAUGUUCAAGCACGUGUACUUAAUGGCAGGAGUUGCUUCUGAUGAAGAAACGCAUCGGCUGAAAGGCCAGACUGUGCAGAGUCUAGAAGAACGAGCUGAAACCCUUCGUCACAUAAAGUGGGUAGACGAGGUCAUUGCCCCCUGUCCGUGGAUCAUCACCCCUGAGUUUGUGGAGAAGCAUCGAAUCGACUACGUUGCUCAUGACGCCGAGCCCUACUCUGCUGUUCAGAAGAGCAAAGAUAAGAAGAAAGACGAUAGAAAGAGAAGGAAAAACAGCAGCCCAACAGAGGCAGAAAGCGGUGACAUAUACGGCUGGCUAAAGAGCAGCAACAAGUUCAGGGCGACGGUGCGUACCCAGGGUGUCUCGACGACGGACAUCAUCGUCCGCAUCCUUCAGAAUUACGAGGAUUAUGUGGACAGAUCGCUCUCACGCGGUGUCAAGCCGAGGGACAUGAACAUAGGCUACACGAAGGCUAAUGCAAUAAAGAUGAAGAAGAACAUGCAGCGUUGGGGAGAGAAGGUCUCUGACGAGCUGACGAAGGUUACGCUAACGGACCGACCUUUGGGGGUACACUUUGACGAAAGCGUCGAGAAACUCCGUAACAGCAUUCACCAAACGUACGACAACUGGAGGGGACGGUCCCACAGACUGCUGCGUGGCUUCGCGAGCAAGUUUGAACCCAUGAAGUCACUCAUUGGGAUUCAUGUAAACCACCACCAGUCGAGCGACGACGACGCGGCCAUCUCCGAUGGCUCGGGCCUCUCAGACUCGCCGGCUCCGCACGGCAAAGAAAUCAGUGGUGGGCAGGCGGGGGAAGAAUCGGAUGCUGCGGAGGCAUAA